Hypoxylon fragiforme is the source of this 1211-nucleotide messenger RNA. RefSeq names its product S-adenosyl-L-methionine-dependent methyltransferase. The transcript is spliced from 5 exons. Gene Ontology annotation, molecular function: O-methyltransferase activity. The coding region runs from base 6 to 1211 and encodes 401 amino acids. NCBI's taxonomy places the organism in Eukaryota, Fungi, Ascomycota, Sordariomycetes, Xylariales, Hypoxylaceae. The record is from RefSeq and is a predicted model, not a curated record.
CCACAAUGAGCACCCAAUCCCUCGAUAUCCUCGCUCUAACAGAGAAUCUGGAAUUGUUUCUAAAAGACCCGGAAGCUAAUUCUAAAUCACUGAGCGCCGAGGCGCGUUAUCGGCUCAGCGAGGCUGCCAGGAAGGUGAGCUUCUCUACGGAGGCAACGGGAGAUACCUUCCACCGCAUCGCACAUUCAGCAAUACAGCUUCCCCUUGCCUGCGUUGGGCUCGACACGAAGAUCUUUGACAUCUUGUCUGACGUCGAGGACUCUGUCACCGCUGCAGACCUCGCGAAAAAGGCCAAUGUCGACCCGGCGCUUAUGGUGCGCUUGCUGCGGUAUUACGAAUCAUUUGGCAUUAUCGCCCAGAACGACGAGAAAAAUGCCUACAGCGCCAAUAACGUAACCAGAGCCAUGACGACAGUAGCUGGGAGGAACGGAGUCAAAUUCUUUUUGUACGGACACACUCGGGUGUGGAAUAGUCUUCCGCAGUUCCUUCGCGACAACGGAUACGUCAACCCCACCGACGCGAAAUCGAGCCCAUGGUUUACGGGCCACGACACCGACGAGCCGUUUUGGGACUGGGUCAACAGCCAUCCGCCGAUACUAGACUAUAUGCUCGGGUGGAUGCAGGGCCAGCGAGACGGUCUCCCCAUCUUCCUCGACGUGAUCGACUUCAAAGAAUUCGCCCAGGGCGCAACCAGCUCCACGCCGAUAUUCGUCGACGUGGGCGGCGCCAGAGGCCACCAGUGCAUUGCUCUAAAGCAGAGAUACUCGGAUAUCCCUGGCCGCGUCGUGCUCCAGGACCAGGCGCAUGUGAUCGGAGAAGUGAAAGCAGACCCGCUCCCGGGCUUCGACGGCAUCGAGGCAGAGGCCCACGAUAUUUUCACGCCGCAGCAACUUCGAGGCGCCCGGGUGUACUACAUGCGUUAUAUCCUCCACGACUGGCCCGACCACAAGUGCGUCGAGAUCCUGCGGAAUCUUAGACUUGGCAUGACGGAGGAGUCUAAGAUCUUUAUCGACGAGAUGAUCAUGCCCGAGGCCCACGCCUCCUGGCGGGCGACGCAGAUGGACAUGGUGAUGGCGAACUGCUUCGGAAGCACCGAGCGGUCGCUGCCGGAGUUUGAGGCGCUGCUGCACGAGGCUGGGCUUAAGAUUUGGAAGGUCUAUCAGUAUACGAAGCAGCUCAAUGAUUGUGUUAUUGUUGCUACUCUUCGGUAG